UCUCGGUUACCUCACCGGCUUCUUAUGUCAGCAAUCAAGCAAGAAGUACCCUUUUGUAUGUGACAACCACCCAAGAUUCACCAAAAGAUACAAUCCAGGCCUGGCCCGUGCUCUUCCCCUCGGACCACAAAAAACUUGGCCCGCAGGAGCAGGAAGCUGCCAGCCUGGGACGGCCUCUUCUCCUGCCUCCUGCCUCCUGCCUCCUGCCUGUGCCUCACCUUGACGCUGUACGCAGGGAAGCGAACGGUAACGAACGCGAAGGGAAGCAGCAGCACAACAACAAGAAACACCACAUCUUUUAUUUGCAUCACGGCUACCUCACCUGACUUUUCCCCUUUCCCCUCGUCUUCCUGGCCUACCUCCAUUGUCCAUUAUUCUUCCUCAUACUCUUCUAGGUAUUCGCUGCCACCUAUCUCGGGUCUGAAUCAUCUUCCACCAAACACGGCACCAACGUUUUCACCGAAAAGGCCCCUUCGGACGCCCUGAAGCAAAACUAUCGCCAUUCUGAAGGUAGAUCAUCAACUCCUAGCUCCACUAUCCAACCCCCAAAGUGGCUCCCCCUCUUCGGCCCUCCCCUGCAGCUUCAUCGUUCCGAAGGCACUCUCGUUUGGCAGUUUGCUGCGUAUUAGCUACGCAACCCACAUACGUUCGUUCACGCAGCUCUAGCCUCUGGCUUGCCCAGCCCGGUCCAGGCCGCCUGAAGCAGCCCAUGUCCGCCGCCAACUGGGAACUGCGACAUCUGAAAAUCAUCGGAGCUUCUACGCAACCCUCCCGCUGAUUUCUUUUUUCCCACCAUUCCCAACCUUGGUCUCGUUCCUACCUUUCUUCCUCAAUAUCCUCUGCGAUACCUCUUUUUACGUUACCCAGCUGACCACUGUCUAUUAUCAGUAGUUCGGCGCAGUCUCGAGUCCUCCUCCACUGCAUCAUCCUCGACGUACGCACGCACGCACGCACCAGUUUUCCCGACUAACGGUACCCUGCGAUAAGGAAAACACCAAAUCACGUCACUUACGCGAGCUGCCUGGUAUUCCCAGACCACGACCUCCGCCAUGGAGGCUUCCAGUGGCUAUGCCAGUAACGGCUAUCCGAAAGCUCCGAAUGGAAAGAUCAACGGCAAGAUGAACGGCCAGGCCGUGACAAUCAAGAGGAGGACAACGCCUACAAGAGGGCCCUCAUUUUUCCGCCGUUCGUUCAACAUCUUGGCGAGGAUUCUGACGUGGUACUCCCUUAUCUCGAUCCUCUUCCGCUGUCCCGCAAACCUCGAAGCUUGCGAGGAGUCAUCCCCAAAGAUUUGCAAGCCCUACUUCCAGCUGAAGCAGGCUGUAUUACCUCAUGUCGAGCCCUAUUAUGAUACCUAUGCCGCCCCCUACGUCGAGAAGGCUGCCCCCUACUACGACAUCGCCAACGAGAGGGUCUUCGCCCCUACCAAGGCUUAUGCCACCAAGUACGGCGCCCCUCGUCUCCAGCAAGCCCAGUUGUAUGGCCAGGCACAAUGGGAGAAGAACAUCCAGCCGCAGUUGUCCGUCUACCAAAAGUUGGCCCAAGACAAGUAUGAUCAGACAGUUGCACCUCACGUUGCCAAGGCCUCCACCACCGUCGGCCCGUACUACGACAUUGCGCGCACAAGUGCUCUUCAAACCUACCAUGAUGUCCUCUUCCCCUCGUACCAAUUCGUACAGCCUUACGCCGCCCAGGGCUACGCCGUCGCCUCUCAGUUCACCACCGAAACGGCUGUCCCUUCUGCCUACUGGGCAUGGAACAAGACCUACAGCUUCCUCGAUGCCACUGUUUGGCCCCAGUUCCGGGUUUUGUACAUUGAGAAUGUCGAGCCUCAGCUAGCUAGGAUUGGACAGCGUCUCGGCCGCUACAAGAACAAGACCAAGGGGUCGCUCGAAAACGUCUCCGAGAGUGGUUCUGCCAAGGCUUCUUCCUUCACAAAGCCCGCGGCCUCUACCGCCUCGUCUCUUUCCUCGUCUGCUUCUUCGGUAGUUUCAUCGGCCACUGAGAAGGCGUCCACGGCCAUUGAGAGCGCUCAUAUUCCCGACGCAUCCGAGGUGGCCCAACACGACCACUCUGAGCAGGUUCACGCGCCCCCGCCUGGCGAGAAUGAGUCCGACAUUCGCAAGAUCGCCAGAGAGACUGUUAUCGAAGACCUGAGCAGCUGGCAGGCCAAGUUCGCCAAGGCAGCUGACGAGGGUGCUUCUGAAAUCGAAGAUCGCGUCGAGGAGAUCUCCCAGCGCGUCAUCAAGGAGAGAGCGCAUGGGCAGGGCAGAACCCUUGUCACCGAGCUUCAGGAUGCUGCCAAGUCUGAGGUUGAUGCUCUGCAAAAGCAAAUCAUUAAGCUCGUCCAGAAGUCUGUUGAUGCCCCGGAAUCCGCCCAAGAUGAGCUGCUCGCCAGUGUCCGCAAGGCUGGUCUCAACGUCAAGGAGAAGGCUCAAAAGAUCCGUGCCUGGAAGGCCGAGUACGAGGCUGAAAUCGAAAGCUCCGUCUCUGAGGCGGCCGAUACCCACUUCAAGAUCCUCGAGAGUAUUCGCGACCUUGCCCUUCAGCGUAUUGGAAUGAAGUGGGCAUGGAUGGACGGCAUCACCUACAAAGAUUGGGCCAAGUACCACGAACUGAAGGACCGCUUCGCCGAGUGGAUGAGCGAUCUGAAGAAGCUCAUCAUCACUCACCCCGGCCUAGAGGCAGCCCGCGAAGCUUCUAACGAAGUUGAGGAUUCCGGUAUGGCUGUCGCACAAUCUGCAGCCCAGGAACUCGCGAGGCUCAAGCAGGUUGGUCUCUGGAAGCUCGCCGCAAAGGACUCCUCCGACAACUUUGACAGUGAGACGGCGCGCCUCGCUGUCGAGGAAGCCGAUCGUGCGCGUGAAGCUGAGGUCGCCGCCGCUGAGGCCGCCAAGGUUGCCGAGGCCUCUGCCUCUGAGGCUGCCGCCACCGCUUCCGAGGCAACUUCUACCCCCGAGGAAGACCCUCUGGAAUCAGCCGCCAGCGUCAUCGAAGAUGAGUCCCCCGCUUCCGACCUCAACUCGGCCGGGGCCGCAAGCUCUGUCAGCAGUGUCGCCAGCGAGGUCAAGGAAAGUGUGAGCAGUGCCAUUCCCGCUGUUUCUUCCGCUGUGUCCGAGUCCGUCAGCAGCGCCGCUAGCCAAGUCUCCAGCGCUGUGUCCGGUAGCUCUUCCAGCGUUGCUUCGGAGCCCGACCUGGCGUCCACCAUCAUCCCGGGUCAGGACCAGACCUACAUCGUCGCUAACGAUGGAACGUCGCCUGCGGGCGAUGAAGAGAAUGCCGUGCCUGGAGAGAAGCUGGAAGAGGAGAUCAUCUCUGAGUCCGUCGAGGAUAAGCCCGUUGCUGCCGCCACCGAAUCUGUGAAGCCGGCUUUCCUGGGAGCUGCCGCCCAAUCCGUGCCCAGCCGGGUUCCCAUCUUGGAUGACGACGAAGACGAGGAGAGUAUUUCUUCCAGAGCCCAAGAGGCCUACUCCGUCGCUGUCUCCAAGGCAUCUGAGCAGUACUCGUCCGCCAGCGCCGCCAUUUCCAUUAAGAUAUACGGCACCCCUCAACCGACGGCUGAGAAGCUCGUGGCGUCUGCCUCUGGUAUCUACGCAGCUGCCAUCGCGUCAGCGAGUGCCAAGUAUGACGAAGCUGUCAAGGCCGCCUCGAAUGCCCUUUACGGCACCGUGGCUCCCAAGCCUACUCCCUCGUACGACUGGUCCAGCGUCAAGGCUAUCGCAAUGCAGCGUUUGAACGAAGGACGUUUGGCGGCUGAGCAGCAGUACGAGAGCGCCAAGAUUAAGCUUGGCCUCGCCACCGCCACUCCCACUUCCACCGUCGACAAGCUUCUCGAGCAGGCCAAGUACAACUACUACGCCGGCCUCGGUGUGGCUCACGCACGUUACUCUGAAUUCAUGGCCGCCGCUUCGGCUGCCAUGAGCUCCGCGACUGCUACCUCCACCCCGACUAACAUUGCCGGCACCGCAUCUUCGGCUGCAUCCUCAGCUGCAUCAGUUGCCACUCGCUCGGCUGAUGCGGUGGCCUCCGGCGCGCAAAAGGAAGCCAUGGCUGUCGCUUCUGCGGUCAGCGAUGGGUUCUCGGCGGCUGCUUCCAUCGUCAGCGAUUCCGUGUCCGCAGGCGUCCAGGAGGUUGUCGAUGCUGCGCAGGCCAUUGAGAAGGGUGUUUCCGACACCUGGGAGGCUGUUGUCAGCCGCGCCAGCGUUCAGAUCUACGGCAAGCCCACUCCCACCGCAUGGUACGAUAACGCCUAUAGUGGCGCCGGACAGUACGCCUCGCAGGCUACUGCCGCUGUUGUCGAGAGUCUCGCUGCCGCGCAGGUCCAAGCCGCCAAGCAGUACGAGGACAUGAGCAAGCUCGUCUCUGAGCUUCUCGUGGGCAAGGAGCCUACCGUUUCCGAGAGCGUCCUGGCUCGCUUGCAGGCUGCCUAUUCCACGGGCAUCGCCUCUGCUGCCAGCAUUGCCAGUGCUGCUUCCGCAACUGUGUCUUCCGCUGCCUCGGCUGUGACGGAUGCCGUCAAGGAGACCGUUCAGCACGUCCGCGAUGAGUUGUAAACGGCUCAUAGCACAUCCAACACCUCCUGAAAUACCAUGAACACAUACGAUUGCAUGAGUAAUAGCACACGAAAUCAUCUCAAACCCCCCCACCUCCCGCCUGAAGAGGCAAAUACUUCCAUCACGCUCUUUUACGUACCAGAUACCCUCGCGCCUCGAGUAUCGUGGCCGACUAGUCUCAAAAUUUUUCUUUUCUGUCCUGCCCCCAUCUGGCUACUUUGUAGCGCCGGUUCUGAGCCAUCGAAAUUGUUGUUCGUCGCUACGUUUCUUCACAAAAAGACGUUUAGCAUCUGAUUCCUAUUUCACGCGUUGGAGGUGGAAGAGCAAAGGAGGAAAGUAAGGUGAAGACGAGGCUGGCUUGUGGUACGAUGUGGCAGGGCACGGAGCUGGCGUUUUGACAGUGGGAAACUGGGAUCGCGGUUCUUUGGGGAUACAAUGACCGGCUGGCCCAAUACUAUUUCACUUUUACGUUUAUGUAUGCUCACGUGUUAUGUCUGUCUGUAUAAUUACAGUUUGUGAAAAGAAAAGAUUUGACUUGAAUGGAGCACUGCGUGUGGAUGAUUGACACGAUGAAACUCUCGGGCGGGUAAGACGAACGGCGCGCGUGAGUCCAUGGUGAAAUACCCACAUUUGCCGGCAAAGAAUAUUGUCUUGAAAAUCUCAUCUGUCGACAUGGGAUAGGCUCACUUUAAG
Colletotrichum scovillei is the source of this 5246-nucleotide messenger RNA. RefSeq lists its product as uncharacterized. The record is from RefSeq and is a predicted model, not a curated record. Lineage: Eukaryota; Fungi; Ascomycota; Sordariomycetes; Glomerellales; Glomerellaceae. The coding region runs from base 1050 to 4553 and encodes 1167 amino acids. Gene Ontology annotation, biological process: protein transport. The transcript is spliced from 3 exons.